Molecule: messenger RNA, 31666 nt
Organism: Porites lobata
Lineage: Eukaryota; Metazoa; Cnidaria; Anthozoa; Scleractinia; Poritidae
Source: the annotation of a GenBank genome assembly
CUUUGUCCAAGAGGUUGGCUUUCAAGUUUUCAUGGCGGAUGUUUCAAAGUCCAUUCCAAUCCCCUGGACUGGAACUCAGCAAAAUCCGCGUGUGAAGCACUAGAAUCAAGCCUUGCCUUACCGAAUUCGAAAGCUAAAUCACGAGAAUUUCUUCAGUUGUUCAACGGUGCAGGUGCGAGCAACGACUUGUGGAUUGGUUUAUACAGGGAUCCCAAAAACGAGCGACGAUGGCUAUGGGUCGAUGGGUCAACCGCUUAUUUCACUUUCUGGCAUACUGGAGAACCAAACAAUCUUGGUAACGAGGAUUGUGUCGAAUUUAGAAUGAAAUCAGGGAAAUGGAAAUGGAAUGAUAUAGCAUGUGGUAACCAUCGUCCUUACAUUUGUGAAAUCAAUGGUAAGUACAACAUCCUUCAUGAACAGAUAUACAAUUGAUGGUUUGAAACUGGUUUUAAGCCCAGGGGGUGCUCAACAAAUGUUUAUACGGAGAGGCUCCGUCCCCGAGUUUUCACGAAAAAGUUACCCCUUUCGUAUACUUUCUAUUGACAAAUCGUACAUCUUUACAUCUGUUUAGAACUUUGCAUCCCUUUUAACUGCUGUAAAUGCACCGUCUGUUAAAUAGGAAUCAAUCACAAAAAUAGUACGUUUACUCCACCUGUCAAAGCCAUAAAAUUCAUCUGUUAGCCCCUUUGGGCCCUUUUACAGACCCAAAUGACAGAUUUCCCUACCCUUUCAUAUACUUCUACAAGUAAAAUCCCUACCGUUUUGUAUAGCUGAAGCCUGAAAAAGGUACCCCUUAAGAGUGGAGCCUCCCCGUAUAGGCUAUCAUAGGGAGUAUGCCCCCCGGGGUCUUAAGACAAGACAUAGGGCUUCAGGUCGCCCAUAUUUACUCUGGCCUGGGAUGUUCUGGUUGCUGCGGUAGGUGAUAUUAUCACCAUGUAGGGUUGAGAUACAGAGUGGAAUAUAACAUCACCGCGCUUUAAUUGUGGAUGUGCACUGUGGCAAUUUGUAAUAAUCAUCGCGCUUUGUAAUGCCUUUUUAGAUUUCGUGUUCAAUAAUAGAUCACAGUGGUAAAAACAGCAAAGAGGCACAUGCACGAGACUCAGACGAAUAAAUCACUGAUGUUUUUACCACAUUUUGACGCAUUCUUUGAUCUCAGUAUUACUGAACAGACCCAUUGCAACAUGGAAUCUGUUUGUUUUAUACAAUGAUCAGAAAAGAAAAAAACCACAAACUAAUGCCUCGUAACGCUUGACUGUUCGAGGAUUUGUAGACGUGUCCAGCUAAAGCAUUUUCGUAGUCACAAACUGUUCUUUUAGUCUAUGCUUCCUAUUUUCCGAUGUAAUCUCACCACUAUAUAGUUUAUCCCAAAAGUCUGUCAAGGCCUCCAUUUGCUCAAAGCAGAAUAAUCGCGGAGACAUUUCGAAACUGCGAGUCUGUUGCAGCAAUGCCACACGAUGGCAGACUUUUGUGAAGAUUUCUUCCAGUUUAGGCAUGUUCAAGUCGUCAAGACCUGUUUUUGUCUCGGUUUGUCCGUUUUUCCAUCGGCCGUUUUUAUACUAAGGACGCAUUAUCCGUCUGGACGAACUUGGGCAAACAUUUUUGUAGUUUGUCUGUUUAAGCGUCUUUAGCAUAAAGACGGGCACAAGACGGAUGCACUACGCAUCCAGACUAACUACCUUUCGUAGUGCGUCUUUCAAGACGUAUUUCGAAGGAAAGUUCGUCCAGGCGCAUAAUGCGUCUUGUGCCCGUCCGGACUUUAGACGCAUAACCAGACGAACAAUAAAAUGUUUUCCCAAGUUGGUGAAGACGGAUAAUGCGUCCUCUAGUAUAAAAACGGCCAAUCUUUAGUUAUCACACUCUCUUGCUAUGAGAUUCACUUUUGAGGCUCUUUUAUGACACUUAUCGUGACAUAUCGCCUCGUUGUUAUCAUCCGAUUCCGUUUUUAUUGUCGUACCAUUCAUAAAAAUAUCGUGUCUUGGCUGCUUUGUUUGUUACUAUUUUCCAGGGGCUACCAGAAAUUUUUAUAAGAAGCGCUAUCAAGGUUUAGCAUGCUUAUUUUGUGAUACACAUUCACUUAGGGUGUGUUCCUUUCGGUGAAUCCAAAAACGGAUUUAAGAUCUAAGAGCGGAUUUCGCGUUCCUUUCGGCAAAUCCAAAUCCGGAUUUUUAAUCUGGUGAAUCCUUUUUGAAAAAGGAUUCAUUGGAUUUGAAAUCCGAAGAAUCCAAAUCCAGAUUAACGGAUUAGUGAUCUACGCUGUUCCAUUCACAGUGGAUUCGAAAUUAGUCAGAUGAUCCAGCGGUAUUUCCAGGUGAAGUAUUCCCAUAGAGGCCGUAGAGUUUCCUCGUUGCUGUCAUUUGCCGUAAAACAUCUGAAAACAUUAGAAGAUUGUUCCUGGUACAUUAAAAUAUCCAUAUACUAAUCAUUUGUCUCUAAAGAUUGCUUGAAAUCAGAAAUAAGUAAGAGUAACAAAUGAACUGCUAUCUAACUACAAACUCGCUUGUAAACGCGACAGGCACUCGAUCGUGUUACAUAAAAGAAUCCGAGCUAUGGAACUGGAUCAAACUGGCUGACAUUCUUUAGAUAAUUUUCAAUUUUAAUGGGCUUCUUUCUUUGUCUGUUUUAUAUGUUCCAUCGUCGCUAUUCGAACUGCCGACCACUGAAUUCCGCACGGUAUAAUCGCAUAAUUUGUCAAACAGUAGAAAACACGUCAUUUUUUGAGAGGCUGUCGUGCAUAUUGCACGCGUUGGCGAAAGGUUACCAAGGUUACAAAUCCAAUUUCGGAUUUCACGUUCCUUUCGACCGCGAAAUCUGGCAAAUCUAGGAUCAAAAAUCCGUUUUUGGAUUCGCCGAAAGGAACACACCCUUAAUGAGUUUAUGACCACCAUGGAUGAACUAGGAAUUACUGUUACUUACUGUUAAUGUUAAAAUGACUGUAAAAUGGAAACAGAGUGGGUUCCACUAAAAUAUCAGCAACAGAAACUCAAGCGAUGAAGUUUUAUUGUAAAGGUAAUUUACUUUAGUGUGCAGAGAAACGACAUUUUUUUUGCAUCAAUUCAACUUCAUGAUGCGGCGAGACGACUUUACUUCUUUGCAGCGAAUCGAUUUCAUUAUGCAGCGAAUUGUAGCGAAACGACUGUCCACCACUUAGAAACCCAACAGCUAGUGUCGAUUUCUUCUUCUUCUUCUUCUUAUGAUUAUGAUUAUGAUUAUUAUUAUCAUUAUUAUCAAUAUUAUUAUUAUUAUUAUUAUUAUUAUUAUUAUUAUUUUCGCAACUGCAAAAGUUGCCUCUAUAACUGCGAUGAUUUACUUUCAUAUAAUUCUUCACCCCGCAGUUCACAUACGUGAUUUGCGUAUAUUCGUAACUUCAUCAUCAUCCUUUCACGGGUUUAUAACGAAUCAAUUCAAUGACCUACUCCCAGUUGGCUUGUUAGCUCAGUGGGUAAGAGCGCGGCACCGGUCUCGCAGAGGUCCUGGGUUUGGAUCAAGUACAAGUCUGAAUGUUUUUUUCAGGCUUUCUUUUCGCAACUGCAAAAAGUUGCGUCUAUAACUGCGAUGAUCUACUUUCAUAUAAUUCUUUCACCCCCCAGUUCACAUAUUUUCAUACAUUCAUAAAUUCAAAGGUAAGCUAUCUUCCCUCUAAUGCUCUCUCUAGUGUGUCAUUACGAUCCUUACAUGAAAAUUUAUUCUCGCUGUCUAUUCGCCCCUGAAUUUAUCGCCUGACAUAAUUCAGAAAAAAAGUAAUAACGCUGCUCACACUACAUUUCUUUAGAACCAUUGAUACUGUUUUGGCCUAUAAAGUUACCGCUUAGUUGAGCCGGAAAGAAAUGAGUCCUCCCAACAGGAGUCGACCUUCUGGUGACUUUUCCAGAUGCUCUAACACACGGGAAACUCGUAAGAGUUAAAAACAGUAGACUGGGUUCAUUUAGGAGCCUGGUUUAUUUGAAGAGGUUCUUUCCGGCCAGAGGUCCACCUCUAAAUUUUGCGUUUUGGAAGUAUUGAGUGCGUGGAAAGGGGACAGGGGGUCUAAACCUCCCGUCUCCCGUACCUUGCAUAUCCGGCUUCCUCCUUUUUUUUUCUUAGCUUCUUCCCUUUAGCUAUUUUUCGAUUGCGUAAUAUUAAGCAUUGUUCAGUAAUUUCCAACUAUUUCUUUUGCCUCUGUACCUUUUUUCUCCCGCCUCCCCCACCCCUUUCGCCCCUUUUCUCCCGUGUUCCAACCCCACUAUCCUUCCCCACAAGUGUAAGCAGCCUAAAGCAUGUAAAGAUAUUCGUUAAGGGAAACCAGGGAAGUGAACGGAAGCUGUAGACAGUCAGUGGAUGGUGGAAUUUAUUAUAUUCAGAAAGAAUAUAGCUGGAGCUGUCAGCUCUUAAAUCUUUUUACGGUGAGAAAUCAAGUUUACGAUCUCCGUCGAUAAAACUAACUCCCCCCCCCCUCCCCCACGCCAAAACCUCUGCGGCGCCAAAUUUCCGAGUAAACCUUGCGAUAUUAAAAAGGGCGUGUUUUUUUUUCUCGAGGGAGCGCGAAAAUCACCUAAAAGUCGCCUCCAAAGGAAAAAAAGGGACAAGGACCGCCUUAUCACUAGUUAUUUCCGAGUUAAACUACUCAACCGGGUCCUUAAUUUCUAAGUUGUAAGUUAGAAACUAAGAAAAAUCUUGGAGUGGGAAAGUACAGGCGCGCUUAUUUUGAAACACUUCGAAAUGACCGACGUGAUAUUAAAUCAGCAGUGCACGAAAAAUUUUUAGAUUAACACCAAAUAUUUGCUUGAGGCAAAUAUGAUGCAAAGAAGUGCAAACUGCAGGGUAGGAGGAAAUCAGGGUGAGGGUAAAUACCGCAACUGAAUCCUAGUGUACAACAUACGGUUGCAAAUUCAGGGGCAAAUGCGGUAUUUACCAACUUUGCCCCUAAUAUAAUUUCCUCCUAGUUUGUACUUUUCAGUAUUAUGUUUGCCCUGAGCAAGUUUGGUGCAAAUCUUAUUUUAUGCGAGGUGAUGAAAUAUUUAGAAACUUGACAGGAUUUUAAAGUGCAAAGAUGUAUCUCAAAUCUGAAUUUAGUGCCUAAUCUGUAAGCAUAAUAGGGAAUCAGCGCAGUCAUAAACUCAAUUGAAGAAAUUACAAUCCUGACCUCAAUUUUUAUAUAAUUAUCUUUUAUAGGUUGCCCUUUAAAUUGGGUUUCAUACCAAUUUACUUGCUAUAAAUUAUCCUCCAGUACCCUGGAAUGGAUCGCGGCAAAAUAUGUUUGUGAAGCACUCGGAUCUAAUCUCGCAAUAUUGGAUUCGCCAGAUGAACAGCAAGAGGUUCGCUGGGGAGUACGGACAUGGAUUGGUUUGCACCGUGACUCAAGUAAUAAGUCACGCUGGCAAUGGAUUGAUAGCUCGUUAGCGGUUCGACUAAACUUUUUUCCUAACAACCCAGACAACUCGGGAGGCACAGAAGAUUGCGUAGAAAUGUAUCCGUCAAGGAAAUGGAAUGACUUGAACUGUAAUAAGCCUCUUCAUUAUUCUUGUGAAGUGUCCUCGGGUAGGUCACGUUAGUUAUUUUCGGACAACAAGAAAUGAAAUAGUUUUAUAUUCAAAGAGACGUAUCUCAAAUGUUUACUGGCAUUUUUUUUUAAAGAAAAGUCACAAUGGUGUAGAUUGAAAUAAUAAUAGCUCCUACAAGACUAGCCUAGUAUUUUAUAUUUGAUAUUAUUAUAUAGACACGAGUGUUUUACUGGAAAAUAUACUUCUCGUAAAAUUCAUAAAAACUACAUCUGGGACCCGUGUGGUUUAUUUUCCAUAAUCUCACACGUGAGUUUAUCGAUGACGUAAUUUUGGUAAUUUCCCUCUAUUAUUUUAUCGAUGUCGUUUUGUCUAUAUAAUAAAAAGAACAUUACAGGGCGGCUUGAAGAUAUGAAUUUAUUUUCUCCUGGCAAAAACAAUAUUUUACUCACCUCGCUGCCCUCGUUCGUUAAAUAUUGUUUUGCCACUCGAAAAUAAUAUUCAUAUCUUCGCGCCUCCAUGUAAUAUCCUCUAUGUAACUAAUGCUAUACACUCGUGUAGCGCAUUUUCAAAAGUUACUUUUUAGUAAGGGGGCUUACCUACCUAUUUAUAUUUUCUACAAACACACACACACAAACUCUUUAUUGUCAUUAAGUCGCUGUUAUUCGUCUGCGGUAAUUGCCCAAUAGCGGUUUUCUGGAGGAUUGGAUAAUAUUUUACCAGAUUUGUGACACGAUUGCAUGACGGUUUUAUGUUCGAUUCUGCAGUAAACACAGCCUCGUUCCCUGGGUCUUCUCCUGCUCUCCGGAAUUCGAAUAAGAGAGACGCUCCGGAGAAAGAGUAGAAUAGGACCCUGAAACUAGGUUGCAGCAAACUAACUUGAAGGCGAAUCGCGAAUUUAACUGAAAUCAAGGACACAAAUAACUCCUCUGCGAAAAAGUAUGUUGCUAAAACGUCCUUACGUCCACGAGCACAAGGCUGGUGACCGCAUGGUCGGGCAGGCAGCGAAAAGAAAAGAGUGAUUUUUUUUUCUUUUUUUGGUUGGAAGAAGUUUCAUUCCAUUGUGUUGAGUAUUCUAAUGAAUUUGAAUUAAAAAGACAACAAAUGAGAAGAAAAAAAAACAGCAACAACAAAAAACAGAAAUUUCAAUUAAUGAAGAGCCUAAAUUGAGGAUCAAGUCCCAGAUAACAGUUAAUUAUUAUUGCGUUAGACAAAAGCAAAACGCGGUUAUAAACGUUUUGACACAUUUAAAGGUCUAAGUGAACUACUAUUAGUGUCGUGAUUGUUUAUCUCCUUUAAUUUUUAAACUUUCUUUAUAUCUCCUCUUUUAAAGGAUUUACGUGCCGAAAACUCUCCUCCUUAAAUGAGGUACAAAUUUUGCCCGACAGUUGUGUUUUAUACAAUCAAAGAUACCACUCAAUUUGCUCAUUUUCCUGCGUUAAUGGAAAACAAAUUAGUGGCCCCUCAUCUGUUCGGUGCGGAAUAAGAGGAUACUGGAGCGAGGAAGUGAACGAAGUCAGUUGUAAUGGUUCGUAUAAUUCUAAUUUUUGUUUCUUACUUCUUUUUACCCUUGUUUUCUCUUGAUGUUCCAUGCAGCGUUACAAAAAUAAUGGUGAGGAUGUUGUAAAGGAAUUUGAAAGGGGCCGGUCGUUUAUUACGUCCCGGGGGAGGGGGGGUGCUCAGAAAAGUUUGGUGUAUCAAAACUUUACCCCCCAAAAUAAUUACAUAUGAAAUUUGUACCCCCCCACCCCUGGCAAAAGCGAUUUUUAAAAUGCGCACCCCCACCCUCCAACCCCUUCUAGAUCAAGUCUCUUCUUCCAUCCUUGGGCAUUGAUUUCACUAGCUAUAAGAUACAAGUAGUUGGCAGCGUAGCGUGAGAUUUUGAAGGUUCACGCGGGGGAAGAAAAGUUAUAGCGCCGAAGACGCCCCAAACCUGGGGCAGUCUGGUGGCAUGCUCCCCCAGCAGAAAAUUUUUCAAUUUGGGGUCUCGGAAAUGCCAUCUGUUGCGUUUUCUGCAGGACAUUUUCAGUAAAUAAAGACGAGGGAAAAUGCAGUCAUUAGUUGUUUAUUUUACCCAUCUGUCUCUAGUGUUAUCGGUAAUCCUACGGACUGAUUACGGCAUCAAGGUCGUUACAAGCAAAGGGCGAGAUGUGUACCCUUCAGACGCGCAAACUCUGUUAUGAUGCCAUCAAUAUCAGUGGCGGAUCCUGGGGAGGGGCCAUCGGGGGCCCGGGCCCCCUUUUUUCGACCAAAAUGAGACCCGAACCCUCCCCUCCUCCCCCUCCCCGCCUUAUCUGAAGGUCUGGAUCCGCCACUGAAUAUCAAUUACGUCCUUGUGCUUGUGUAUAUGCAGAAUUGCAAGAGAGCUCAAUCUCUCGUCUGUCAUGGUCUUUCGUAAAGGAGUCUGCCGGUCUCUUCAUACCGCAAAAGCUACGCUCAGGUGUGCACAGGAUAAGUCAACAAAGUUAUGAGAGCUACAUUAUACUCCGGGAUAGAAUAGUAGAGUUGGCUUGGUCAAAAGUCUCAACCAAGGUCUGUGGCUUCAAAUUCGGAUCCAUUAAACUCCACUUAACCAGUAAAAGGAUAAAGGAAAUCCUAAGACAAUUAUCCCAAUUUAAUGAAAAAAAUGGUUUCAGGAGAUAAAAAAAAAAAAAAUCUAUAUACAGAUUUCAGCUGUAUGCAUAGGCAUAUGUGCGUACAUGCACGCUACAUUCCUGGAAGUAGAAAUAGCUGAUAGCUGGUUUCUGAGCCAAGCUUUAUACGGGUAACAUUUUGUUGUUGACAAAGAACCGCCGAAGCAAAUUUUUUUGUCUACUUUUGAAGGAAACGUGGAUUUGCUUUAAUCAUAAUAUAGUCUGACAACUUUUACAUAGAAAGCCAGUCCUGUAUCUUAAUAUUUCGACCCCCCUCACAUUUUAUGCAUUUUCAAAAUAAUUGACCCCCCAAAAUCAAGCCUCUUAGAAAAUUGUACCCCCCAUCAACCGCCGCCACCCCCGAGACGUAAUAAGCGAUCGGCCCCUUAAAGCGCGAAGUCACCGGUUAAUAUUGGUCCAAAGAGGAACGAGCUAGGGGUAAUGUUACCCAGUACUUUAUUAAUAAACAAGUAUAUGAAAUUAUUUUUCAUCACAGGAAACAAAACACUUCCGAUCUGCAUCCAAGUAUAUGUAACAAUGCCCGGUGCAGUCAGGCCAUAGAAUCGACGUGGAACAUGUUAACUCAUUAUCAAAUUUUUAGAAAUAGCUUUUUUUGGCUUUUUCAGAAGGCGCUAAAAUUGUCAGAGAAAGAAGGCAUCUAUCAUUUCCCUCCACACAUAUCUGAGAGUUUUAGGUGCAGCCUCAAUGAAAACUACGAUUAGAAAUUAGAACAAUUGGAUUAAAGGGUCUAGUUUUAUCGUUUGUCGCACGAUUGUCACUUUGCUAUUGAUCACGACGUUUCGACCGCACACUGCAGGUCUUCAUCAGGCGAUAGUAUCGAUUUACUGAGUCGAACUUUUUGUACCACCAUGGUUGUUAGUGAUUUGUGUAUCACGAAACAACAAUUUGCAAGACGUCACGUCCGCCAUAUUGGUUUGUCAACACGAUCAAACGGCGGCCAUGUUGGUGUGACAAACCAAUCCUGUGGGAGUUGAAUUUUUUUCUUAGGUUAAAACUUUCUAUUGUUUCAAUUUGCAUAGCCGCUGGCCACGUAGGUGAAAAGUAUAACGCUCUAUACCAAAACAUUGUGAACAGUAAAAACGUCGCCCCGACGAUUUUUUUUUGUCAGACCCAGUUCAAACGUGGAACUUUUCAUUACCGAUCCAAAUCCUUCAGUUAAAUACAAGAAAAAGAUUGACUUUUGAAUCAAUCAAGUUCGAUAUAUCUAAUUUGGAUCGAACCAUAAAUUAAUUCGAACGGCGGACAUGAGAGUUUCGACUUAUAGGAGCGACUUCGUUUCAAACGUCGACUGACUUUUCAUGUGCCGAACCUAAUGCAUAAAUUACUAUUAAUAAUUUAUUUUCACUGGUAAAUGUUGUAGACCAUGUACAUUUUGAAAAUGAAUUGAGUCCGACUAAUUAAGUUCGACUAAUUAAUAGGGUCGGCCCAAAUGGCUAUUAGUCCUCUUCUUUCCCAUUCGUCCUCAGUGAAAGAUCCUUUUAAACAUUUUAAUGUAUUUGUGUCACAACUCUUAAAUAAAGCAUGGCGACUUUUAUGGAAUUUUCAUUGACAGAACCACAUCCAUUGAUUUCCAAGUAGCACUCAAUCUUUGUGGUAUUACCUUUUACUUUCUUUUGUUAUUUAGAAUGUCAAGAGGCUCUGGGUAUGGAGAAAGGAGCGAUCUCUGACGGACAGAUUAUUGCUUCGUCACACCUUGAUGCCAACCAUGAAGCCAGCCAGGGUAGACUGAACUUGAAAGGAUCGUGGUCAGCUUUCGCUAAUGACGCUGAGCAAUGGCUACAGAUUGAUUUAGGUACCAAUCCUGUCACUGUCACACGGGUGGCAACGCAAGGAAUUAAUUUCCAGAGCCAGUGGGUAAUAAAUUACACGCUGAAAUAUAGCGACGACGGUCUGAAUUUCCAGUUGUACAAACAACAGGGACAAAGUGAACACAAGGUUAGACACCCGGCACUGCAGACAUUUAUAUUGUGCGGAGUAUGUUACUUUUUUAAUGAAGUGAUUGUUGCUUGUCAAAAAAAAAUUAGUAGAUACAGCAAAUAGCUGACCCGGCAAGGAAACAAAAUAGAGUUCAGUAAUCUGUUUCACUGAAUGUAACCCUUAAACCCAAAAAAGUUAUUAUCAAAGUAAUCAUCUUGUGAGUUUCGAGAUCUUAUGCAUCGGUAGCCUGAAUUUCAUCCGAUUGCUUCGAGUCGUUUUCUCCUCUCAGCAGCUUCUGAAUCGACCAGCCGUUAAUGCUGUCCAGUGACGUCACUAUGCUACCCGAGAACAGGGUAGUGAUUUUGAUUGAUUGAUUGUCUAAACAUUCGCAUAAUUUAUGUAUAAUUAUGAGAAAUUUUAGCGAGAUUGUCGCUUAUUCCGGGUAUUCAGCGGAUCGCAUUGGUGGAUUAACGCUUGCUUGGAGUUCAAACAUUUCGAUAAUCUUUAUCUGUAGUGCGCGAUUCAUUCAACCAAAACUCCGACCGGUCCGACCGGGAAAAGUGGUCCACCUCAAAAGGUGGACCUGUCUUUUCGAAACUUUUCUGGUUGGACCAAAUCGAUCCAUUGAGUUUUGGACCCAAAUUUCCGGAAAUUUCGGUUGAAUGGAUCGCGCCCGUAAACAGCAAAAUUGCCCUGGCUUGUCUUCGAAACUUAAUUGCUAAAUUGAACUGCGAAUGAAGAAUCAUUGCGGAGAGUCGGUAGGUUUUUCAUUUAGAGCCGCUUUGUGGUUUCGGCAGUGAUUUUGUUUAUGAGAAGUUUCUGAGACCAAUAUCAUGUUGUCAUUCGGUCUUCUUGCUAUUUUCACCGUCAAGUGUAAUGAUUCUGUUAGCUUUUCUAUCUUGUUUCCUUGUUUUCUUUUUUAUUCGUUAAGGACAAAAUAGCUUCUUUUCAAUUAAAGGGAAUUGUUGUGUUUUUUAACUAAGUGUUCCGUGUGUGUAUUUAUUUCAUUGCGUGAUUGCGACCGAGUUUGAAUUACAACUGGUUCAGAGUACUGCAUGCAGUUGAUAGUUUGUACGUUACAUGAAUUACCUUCGAAAAAAGUAAAGCAAUUCUGUCAGCUGUUCUGUAUCAUGUAGACAUUUCCAAACGAUAUUUCUUGGUUUGCCACUUGAAAAUCGUGUUUUACUUUUUGCCUUAAUUACAGCAAAGGAGUAGUGACGUCACUGGUCGACAUUAACGGCCGGUUCUUUUCAGACGUCACUGAGGGAGUAAUAACGACUCGAAGUAAUCGGAUGAAAUUCAGGCUAGUGCAUUGGUUACCCCUUCAUUGGUAAAGUGUACUUUGAUCUUCGUCAUUCGUCACCAUACUUAAUCUCCUCAUUCAACUCCCUCUGAGGAGUCAGUCGGGGUGAGUGGGGCUGAAAAAAGUUUCCAGCACCGAGCAAACAAGAUGAUGGGUAUCAUUUGGGGUCGAGGAUAAUUUGUGGUCCAUUUUAGCCAUCCUUUUCCUUUUGGGUUGUCGUGGUCGGGGCUCAUUUGCGGUACUGUACAGUUCCCCAAAAUAAUUUUGAAUUUCACUCUGUUUUCUAAAGGAAAUUUUAAUUAACAUGUUCCCGAAAAUUCAAUGUUGUCAGCUUUCCGGAGUUUCAAGCAAAUAGAGUUGUAAUUGGGGUCAGGCCUAACCUGUUGCAGAACCUGAAAAGGUAUCCGGGCAAAGCGUAAAGAAAAAAUAGUCAGCAGUUCUUUGGAGGGAAGAAAACGACCUCAGGCCCCAGUCUACUCGCAACCAAGUAACAACCAACUGCAAAAGACCAGAGAAGCAGCAAAAUUGUCGAACAAUAGAAGUCUAAAAGCAAACGUUUAUUAAAAUGAUAUUAUUUUCAACUAGAAAAUCAAUGUCCCCCUGUUACUGGAAAGACUCAGCCGUUAACCUGUUCCCUAGACGCCAUUUCAGGAUACCUCUUCAGUUUUUUCUAGAAGUAAAUGGUCAAGGUCUCUUGUUCCCCAAAACCUCUGCCAGAUACUCAAAUUUCAUGUUCAUAGUGUUUGUUUUAAAAACAAUCCUAUUUGCAUCUCCAGAUACUAUUAUUAACAGCUUUCGUCAGUAUUAGAGCUUACGUCUAGGUGUGCAGGGACCAAGGGUGUUAUGAAAUUCAGUGCCUAGCGACAGAAAAUGUCACCCUCCGAUUGUGAAUAGCAGUCAAAUGGAGCCAAAACCGCUACUAAUUGUCCAUCUAACUACUGUUUUUGUUUUGUUCUGGUUUUUUUUUUUUGGUGUGCUUCAGGUGUUUGUUGGCAACACAGACGAGAAUACUACCGUUUAUAACGAACUCAAUGAACCGAUUGUAGCACGCUACACACGUUUUCAACCAACAGCUUGGCAUAACCACAUAUCAAUGAGGGUGGAACUAUAUGGCUGCAAAGGUACUUUUCGUUGGUAACAUCCUUCUUUUGUGGAAUUCGGAAAAAAUACAAACAAAUUCUUGUUUAAUUUAUCACUUUUGGCGGCCUUUACUACUUUACUGCUAAUAUUAAUAUUUACAUUUACCGUCAUGGCGUUUCGUGACCGCUAAAGAAACCUAUUGAAGAAACCUUUAAUUCUGAUACUUUGACUUCGGCGUGACUUCAUAGAAUGCCCAAGAUAGAAAAGAAGGAAUUCAUGACUCAAGUUGUUCCUAUGCAUUGUGGAGACCCUUUGGGAAAACAACAAACAAUAACAAACACACAAAAAUAAAGUUCAGACGAAGUAAGAGAUAUUUCAUUUCACAGCUUUGUUAUGGAGCGUUGCUCUCAGAAGCGUUGAGUCUCGCUUGCUUGGAGAUAAGAUAACAAAUGAGGAGGCGAUUAGACCGCAAGCGGUCGUCCUUCUUUCCUAAGGGCCACGCUCGGCGAGCAAAAAAGUGAAAUUAUGCUCUCGACCUACUAUGACUUAAAAGAAAAAUAAGAGACUGCUCACAGUCUAGGAGGCAAUUAAUUCUGCAAGAAACAGGAUUUAGCGACGACCGGAAAUACGUUGGCGGUGGCAGGCUAUACGCGUGUAUAAAUUACACGAAAAUCAAGGGCCUUGAUUCGGGGAAAAUUACAUCAUUGCCAAACAGCCGAAAAUUAACCGUAUUCUCACCAAAAGACUCAUUUGCAUACAAUGAAAGUUUACAACACCCAACAUCCUAAUCCCCAGGGCUCUUCCCUCAAAAAAUGGGUGGGGUCGGGAAAAGGCCCUGCAUCGGCUGGUCACGUGUCCCCUCGUACACCCUAAAAUCCUGGGUGUAAUAAAUUAGCGCUAUGUAAAAAGCUAAAAUUAUGCGUAACCUCAAAGCGCGCGAUCUUGGGCGACCUUUUAUAUCCUUGACGACUAACGAAAAGUUUUACAAGCUUUCCUUUUUGUCACAGAUACUGGCUAUGGUAAUUUUUUGCUUUCCUCCGAUUUCUAUGAAGGGGAAAGCGAGUAACAUUUGUAAAACUUCCGCUUAUAGAGCGGUAUAAAUGACAAACAAGCUAUCGUACAUGCAUAAAGGUUGUACUGGGAAAGUCCGCUUUCUCGACUCUUCUGACAUUUUAUUUCAUUUCUUGCGAAGUGGGCUGCCGUACACAGCCUAGUUCUAUUCACCUUAACUCUCGGCCAUAUCAUAGCGACACUCGUUGGUUUAGACUUAUCCUGUAUGACCCGUAUUUUAAAAAAAUUCAUUGACCUCUGCGAUCAAACGACUGACCAACAAAGAAAGACUUGGGUCCAUUUAAAAUCGAUGAGAGCUCUAGUUGAUUCCAAUCGAUCAAUCAAUCUUCCCUUUAAUAUGAGGAAAAUCCUUUGUACUUAUCCUCGAAAGAGAAAAUAUAUAAGAGGUCUUCAAAUGUUUCAGACAGGCGACCUGUUAUCGUCCCUGGCAGGAGGGCUGACUUGCAUCCGGCGCGGAGAUUUGUUUGUUUCAUGGUCCGUUUGUAGAGAAGACCAGACUCCAUAAAGCAUUUUGAUGAACAAUUUUAUUUCAAUUAAGUUCAACUUUUUUAAACUCACUGCGGAUCCCGGAGGCAAAGGCCCACAUUUUUGUUUGCCAUUGGACAAAAUCACUUUCCGCUUGAUCGUACAGUAAUUCCACAGUCACGAUGAAGUUCAGAUGAAGUACUAGUUGAUAACAGCUUGUCUCAACUCUGAAGCAUCUGGCAUAUUUUGUACGUGACAACGUUUAGCCGGUACGCCCUUUCAUAAACUUCUAGCAUUUGAAUAAUGCGCAGUUAAAUGGAUCUUAAGCUUUUGAAUCGCACACACGCGAAAAAUUGACAUUUGACAAAGAAAAAAAUUGACACAGUUCGUGAUGUUAUUAUUUUCCAUUGUUACUCCCUUCUGUCAGCGCAAAACCAGCGGGUUGCAUAUAAAUUAGCUUCUCAGGAAUAUUUAGGCUGUACACGUGACCAGCCGAUGCCAGGGCCUUUUCCCGCCCCACCCAUUUUUUGAGAGAAAAGCCCUGGGGACGAGGUUGAACACCCAAACCAGUUAGCCUCACCAUCAAAGUUUUGCUAAUUAAUUUUUAUUUUUUUCGACCAUUGAAGUGUUCACUUUUUCUAAAGUAAUCAACGCUUUCAAGAAAUAGAAUUCGUGGACCUACUCGUUCCGGAAAAGCUCUAAGCCGCAUUAAUCUUUCCUAAGCUUUCUUCGCAAAACAUGCAUGGCUUCGGUUACACAACCGUUCUUAUUUCCAGUUUCCAAGGUCUCCGCUAGGAACGCCUGGGAACAUGAUCUCCCUUUUGUGUCCUGAAUACGAAGGAAAAAAAACGGCUUGCACAUCUUAUGAGUCUCGCUGCUUGCGCAAGCGAGACUAAAAAGCGUGCUGCACGUGCAAAGCUGUUGUCCUGCCAAUAAGAAAUGGUAAACGUGCAGCGUGCAACCGAAGGCAAAUGGAAAAUAAUGUUUUUCUCUUUUGAUUAUGUUACAAAAGAAAUGGUAAAUGUUGCAGCUGUGCAACCAUGGAGUUAUGGAGGCACGCGGGAGGUUGCUAAGCACGAAAGAAGCGUAAGAGUCGCACGAGGCGAUAGCCGAGAGCGAUUCUAGCUUCUUGAGUGCUUAGCAAACCUCCCAAGUGCAUCCAUAACUCCAUGGUUGCACAGCUGCAACAUUUACCAUUCCUUUUGUAACAUAAUCAAAAGAGAAAAACAUUAUUUUCCAUUUGCCUUCGGUUGAGUCAUCGGUCCGCGUUGAUGUAUGCUGCCGUCUACCCGCGCGUAAACAAAUCUUGUUCUACGUUUUUCAAAAACUUGCCUUUGAGUUUUUCUUUCGCUGAAUCAACCGUUCUCCGUCUUCAGGUAAAUUGCAAAACCUUUUGUGUUGUUAUUCCCUUGGCAUCUGUUUACUUGCUCUUAAUAUUAGGGUAAAAACUUUGAGGGAAAACUACAGCUACAACUAUAAACACCAGCUAAAGCGACUCUAAAAAAUAAGCUAAAACUAAAUAAAUGACAUAAUUAUCAAGCUUAUUUAUGUGACAAUUUUGAAAUAAACGUAAAGUAGAAAUGAGAAAAUUUGACUGUAAUUCCUUUAGAAUAACAACUAACAUCAAUUUUAAAAAGAAAUUAACUAGCUUUGUAUCGAAAGCUAUGAAAGUCAAAGUUGCAUCCGUGAAAUUCGCCGACAAACAGCCGGCGCUGAAGUUGUUGUUUUUCGACCGUUCUCUGAACGACUGUUAUGAAUGGACACUGAGGAACAAAAUAAUACACACAGAAGUUAUUUUUUGAAAAAAAAUUAUUUGAAAACCCAAAUGUUUCUUUACUCAAAUGAAAUUCGCUUAUUUCAGCUUAAUGUGCCCUUUUAAUAAACUCAACUAAAAUUUUUAAUCGAUGCGAUGAAAACUUCACAACAAAGCUGUCUCGAAUUUGAGAUUGUUUCCUAAAAUAUUUGCUUGAAUUUAGCAUCAGCUUGACCAAAAAGUCAAUAACACAAUGCUAAUUGAUAAAUUUACAUUUCAAACAGACUUUCUCUUCCAUAAAAAACACAAAAUGUACCUUAAAUCUUCGCUCGCUCGAUUUUCCCUCAGCCGAUUCUAGCCGCGAGGAAAACAGUGCUGCUUAAUUCAUCCAGGGCAAAUUUGUCGCUUGAUCUUUUGUCUUUUUUACUUCAAAACGACAGCUAAGUAUUUUCUUUAACUUCCACUUUUCAUCUGUGCAUUUCAUCUGUGUAUUUUACCGUCAGGAGAGGAGAUUUGUUGAAUUUGCUCAAAUUUUACCGCGCCAGCUCAGUUUCUUGGCGUGCACCCACGGGCAAAUGGUAGUGGCUAACUGACCAAUCAGAGCGCGCGAUUUACUUUUGUUAUGUUAUAAAAUCCUUUUGCUUCUUUGCCCCACUCGUUGCUUUUUUUGCGUAACCGAGAAAAGUCAGCCAUUGUUCUUGUUGUUGUAAUUAUUCCGUUUUAUACUCCCCGAAGCAUUAAGAGGAAUAAUGAAAAAAAAUGAUAAUUAUAAUAAAAGAUUACACGCGAUUCUACGUAUUCGUAUCCCAGAAUAAGGUUGAUCGAAGAAUCCUAAACAGGUACCCUAAACCUUCCACUCCUUACUCAAUGUACAGUAAAUUGUACUUACAUCUUCAAUAAAAACGUCAUUCGUAGGAUGUUAAACAUGUUGAAUUUACACUGUGACCACUGGGCCUUAAAAACUGGUUUCUUGUGUGUAAAGAAUUGCGUACCUUCUUGAUAAGUCGGCCAAGUAAAUUGCUUGUUAAGGCCUAGGGUGAAGCUGUUCCUGUUAACACUAUUCCGAGCUGGCGGCCCAGCCAAUAUAAUGUCCCCCUUAAAAUCGCCAGCACAAGUAGUAUGAAUAUAACAACGUGAAUUCUUUAGGUCUGAUUCAUUAUAUUUCCUAUUGAAGAAACCUUUAAGCUUGAUACUUUGGCUUCGGCGUGACUUCAUAGAACUGGCCCAAGAUAGAAAAUAAGGAAUCAAUGACACACGUCGUUCCUAUGCAUUGUGGGGAUUCUUUGGGAAAACAAUAAAUAACAAACAAGCAAAAACAAAGUUCAGACGAACUAAGAAUUGUUUCAUCUCAAAGCUUUGCUGUUGAGCGUAUACAUGCCUUUUUUCGGUCUCAGUUAAAGAGUCCUAAGCUUACGUAAAAUGCUUAUGGUUCUAAACAUUAUGAACGGAAACGGAAGACCGAAGCAUAAUGAAAUCAGAGUAGCUUAUUAUUACGGGUUUGUUUGAUAUCCCCAUAUAUUUUUACUGUUGGAAUGAACUUGUACGUUUUGUUAGGAAAACCCGUAUACCGCCGCUGGUUUCUAGAUGGCAAUGAUCCAGAUGUGAGGUUAGUGGGGUUAUACGUCUCUAGUUUGUUCAAUGUUGGGGGCGAGGCGAGGGGGGGUUGGGGGGUGGGGGGCGGAGGCUUGGCUUUUUAUGCCUUACCCCUACUUUCGUAUUUCAAAAGAUUUUAUACGACAACGACUUCCCUUCUUAGUUCUCUCUAACUCUUAAAUAAAUUUUCAGAUUAACCAUUGUCUCUUUCAUGAUGACAUCCAGGUUUCAGCAUCGCCACAAAACUUAUGCAGUUGCAUUUCUGACUGCUGCAGGUGGCAUUACACUCAUAGCGUUGACUGGUUAAUUUUUGUCUCAUAACUUAGGAUUCGAGGGUAAAAUAGUGCCUUGCAUGUUCCUAUGACAGGUAAUUCUUUUAUUCACAGCUAGAUUCUAUUCAUUGGUUUUUGUUAUCUUACAGGUAUUUUGGUACCGUUAACCAUACUGAAGGCUGGUGUCCCGGAAGCAAAGCGGCCACUUUCAGUCAGAAUGGUUCCUAUGCUACUGUCCCUAACAUUAACAUAACAACCUGUGACUUUACAAUUGCAUUUUGGGUAAAGUAUAUUGGUGUUCACGGGCCUAUAAUGGCGCUUUGGUCAAAGGGUGGAAAACUAUUUUACGUGACGGUCAAGAAUUCCCGACUCAUUCUAUCGAUACACAACACUUUCCACUUACAAAUCAAUUACUGGAAUCACGUAGCAGUAACCUGUCAGCUGCAUAAGAUCAAGGUGUUCGUUAAUGGUACGGAGGAGGCACUGAUAGACCAAUGGAAUGAGUAUUUCUUCUCAUCGUUAGGCCGUUAUCAGCCAGAGUACAUCAUAGGGAAUGAUCCGGGUUUAGUCCGGAUGCCAAUGGCAAAUGGGGUGUUUGUUGGAGCAGUCAUGGAUCUUUACGUGACUGGAAAAGCUUUAUCCGUGAAGCAGAUUGGUGACUUAAUCAAAGGCAAGAGUAGUAUCUAAAAAAAUGCACUUAAUUAUUUGAGUGUUGAUAUAUUUAGUACGAAAGUACUAACUGGGGACACUAUUUUUAUUUUGCCAUUUGCCGACGUUACGACGUCGGACAUCGAGGAGGCAGCACCAGAGAAAUCACUUACUGACUUGAGUGACGAUGAGAUUGAAAUUGAAAUUGAAAUUGAAUAAGUACUAAUAAGAGACUUCCCCGAAGGAGUUUUCUUCAGAGUUUUUUACAGAAACCUUGCUUUGUUACAUCUUCGCGUUUUGUUAUUGCCAUUUAUUGUUUUGUUCCAAAAUAAACAUACUAAACUUGCUGAAAAUGGUGAAAAUUUAGUAAGCGCCUAGCUUCGAGUAAACGCCCUCCUCGAAGCGCCCACUGUCAAGUUUCAAAAAUUAAUUACAGGCAAAUUUAAGUAACAAAAUCAAUUUUUUGUGUGCUUAUUGUCACAUUCAAGGGACCUCGGUCUCGCAGGAAUUAACCAAGAACUCUUUUUAAAGGACUCAACGCAUGCGCAUAAUUAAAUCAGUUACUUAAGAUGACGUCGGUGAGCUGGUUGUUAAUUGUUCGAGUUUAAUAAGUUGUUAGAUAGUUUUGUAGGUUUCGUAGUGUACCUUUUUACAUUCAUCUAUCACUGCAAAAAAAUCGGUGGAAAUCACUAAAUAAUCAUAGUAUCAUUCUCAUUAUUUAAAGGCAAACCAAUUACACCCGUGAUAAACAACAAAGAGUCGGAAAUACAUGGUUGCAAAGUCAAUGUAACGUGGAGUAGAAAAGAAAUAUGCACCAUAACGAAGAGCACUGUACGGUAUAGGGAGAUAAAGCAACUAGGCAAUGAAGCUGAAUGGGGAGAAUUAACGGUUCCUGCUACCACCUUUCGUCUUUUACCUCUGGAAUGCGACAAGGGGUAUGAAAUUGGGGUGUCUUCCUGGUUUGGAGAAGUUCAAAGCGACUGGUCAGUUUCUUGGAAAUUUAAAACCCACUCUGAAGGUGCGACAUUACCUUAUGUAUGUCCAAUAGCUGAUAGGGAUUUGGUAUAGACACUAAACCAUAAUCACUCAAACCUCUGCGAACGCCCAUAAACUGUACACUUCUAGAGAAGCUGGCACCCGCUUCUGCUCCCUCAGAAGCAAGCCACGUAGACAGUAAAACAAACGACGACGGAAUUUACCACAUGAAAGUCUUUAGAUGUUUCAAGAACAGCAACAACAUUGAACAGAUAAGCCUCCGCUUAUGGGGAGCUAAUCUGUAAUUUUCAUACUUUUAGCGAUCGUUCUCCUUCAAAUAGCCUGUCAUGACGUUUUAUGUUUACAUUUUUCAUGGCCAUCUCGAUCGUUCAACGAUCGUUCUGUUUUCAAAGAUAUUACAGAGAUGACGUCAAUGCAAUAAUUCACAUUGUUGACAGGAGAUAAAUUAUUGUUUUUUGGUUCAUUUUGUUACGUUUUGUUUCGUUUUGUUUGGUUUGUUUAUUUUUUCCUUUGUAGAGGAAAUUCUAAAGAAAGAUUUGACGGACGAAAAUUGUCAUAUGAUUAUCAUUUGCCUUUUUCCUGGAAAAAUAACUUAAUUUGGAAAGUUCUGGAAGCUGCUCAAAAUUAGAGGAUACGGUGACUGAGAAAUAGCUUCUUUGAUUUAAUUUCCUCGUGUAAGGAAAUACGUCUUUCAUCUGCUCCAGUGAACCUUUUCAUGAGGAGAGCCCCGGGAGCUUCAGCAGCUACGACGGCGACAGCGGCGAAAACGUCACUUAAAAACCGAACUCACGCUUUUUCAAACUUUAUCGCUCUUACUUCGGGUCCAUUUCGUUUAAGUUGCGAAAUGUUGGCUGAUAUUCAUAAGGGUUAAAUUCUAAAGAAUUGUAUAUCAGUUUGGAAAAGAAAAUCGCUCUCAUGUGUUCAAAUCCUCCAUAAACGUAAAACUUGGCAGUCUCACGCCGUGGUCGUAUAAUGACGGCGAAGAACCGGAACGUUACUAAAACGGGGAAAGGGGAGCAGAGAACGAGAGCAAGGGGAACGGGAAAAUGAAAAGUGGGGAACAAACAGAGAAUUGGAAAUGAAUUUACCGAGUGGGCUAGGGUUGAAGUUAGGUUUUGUUCCCAUUUUUCAUUUUCCUGUUCCCCGUGGUCGUUCACUGUUUUAGUAACAUUCCGGAGAACUGUAUAAAAAUGAGUGUUGCACGUGCAAAGUUGUUGUUCUGCUAAUACCGCUGACAAACCAAAUGCGUUUAAUUUUUGCCCUUCUCGUUGCCUUUUCGCUUCAGCGAAAACGUCUGCCAUUACUCUUGUUAUUGUAAUUAUUCUGAUUUACGCUCUCCGAAAUAUAAUAGGAAUGAUGAGAACAAUAAAAAAUAAUAAGAUUAUACGCGAUUCGUAUAUAUUUGUAUUCCAGAACAAGGUUAAUCGAACGAAUCCUAAACAGGUGCCCUAAUCCUGAAUAUACGUACGUUACAUUGAGGGUAACUAGAAUCAUCCAAGAAUACCGCUUUUUUAUAGCGAAUGCUAACAACACUCCUCAUACAUCAUAGCAAUCAUGCCGCCAAACAAGCAGCUAGUCGAUUAUUUACAUAAGCUUACUUCUUCACGAGAUCGUACGAAAUGAUCUGCCGGCACUCAGCAACUGAACUGACCCGUAGUUCUCUUAAACCCGUAGUACACGCUCUAGCUUAUCAUUUUCUUUAACUUCUUCUUCUUACUUUUUUAACCAUUCUUCAACAGCCAAGGGUUCAUCGUCAUAUACCAUGUAAUUUUCCAGGCUUUCAAAUUCUGAAGAACGAAGUGAUCCCUUUCAAAGAAGAGCUCCCAUCUCUUAAAUAAGCCGCCCCGGGUGCUACUUAAACAUUAAAGCUACUUUUUCAAUGAUGUGUAUAACUGUUACAGUUCUUAGCAUUAACGAUUGCUUUUUUCCCUCAGUGACCAGACAGCAUCUUACCAAUAAAAGUGAUCCUACAUCAGGCGGUUUCAUUAGCCAAAAUGAUCCUACAGGAGGCUCCCCUAUCGCCAAAAAUGAUACUGCAAAGAUUGCCUGGAUAAUAUUGGGAGUUUCCGUAGCUCUCUCUGCUGUGGUGGUGGGGAUAAUUGUCUACCGUAAGAGAGCAAAGAGGAAUGAUAAACGGUAUUUCAUUCAAAUGAUAGUAUCACUCAAAUUUAGAAUAUUAUUCUUUGUUGCUGAAUUGUUCCAUGAUAAAGUGUCUGGGCAUGUCUAUCUGGUGUCGUACUCACUCCCAAGCCACAACUGACCUUUCUUACAGGCCAAGGCAGUGUAACUUUUGACUAAAUUUUAUCAACUAGGAAGCCGUCCCUGAUUUAAGCGCUACCACAAGCCCAUGAUUAAUUACGAGAAAUUUCAUUGACAUUUAAUUUGCACUUUGAUCCAGUGAGUCUGACAUUGCUGAGUUUAUGUUGCUGGAAGUCCCACACGAGCGGGUUACUAUCAUGGAGGAACUGGGACGAGGCGCUUUUGGAAGAGUUUAUAAGAGCGUGAUGAGGGGGCUACCUGAAAAGAAUACAUCCUCGAAACCCAAGGAUCACAGUUUGGAUUCGCAUGAGGGACGUAUUGUUGCUACAAAAGUUCUACCAGGUGCGUGAAUGCAGAGUAUGGCAAAAAGAUAACUUACUCUUUCAGCAAACGCUAUUCACGGGAGUGAUUCUUAUUAAUAACAGGCAAGAGAGCCUCUCUUGUAACAGGUUUGAAUUAUUUAAUCCAAUAGAUGGCAAACAUUAUAUCGUGGAAAACAGCAUGUCAAUGCCCCAGUUGGUAACAGUGUGAUGUACCUCAGAGGCCCAUUUUAAAUCCUUAAAUUUUGUUUUCUACUUAUAUUAAUUAAUGACCUCCCUGAAUGUUUGCAAUUCACCACACCAUUUGCAAUGAAUAAAUUACUGUAGACAUAAAAACCUUCAGUGAGAUCAGAACGUUGAUAAGGUGUGCUCCAAGGUUAGUCGUGUUGUAAGUGGUCUUAGACAGGCUCGAGAUUAUGUCACAUUAAAUGUACUAAAAAGUAUAUAGCGCUUAAAUCGAUGCCCGUGUUCAAGCGAAAACCGAGCGGACACCUUUUAACAAAACCACACAGAUAUAAAAAAUGCAAAACAGAGCAGGCUGCAUGAUCACUUCUCAGGGCUGUGACAUGAUAACAGAUUAAUCUUUUUAAACCAAUUCAAAAUGUUAGUGCAUGCCUUCGUAAUGUGUAGAUUGGUCGUUCUCUCAGGGGCACUUAACGUCAAUAUUCGGAAAUUAUCUGUUCGGAAGAUGAUUUGAGAUCUAGAAUUUUCGGAACAUUUGUUGUAAAAUUUCUUGCUUGCCUGCCUCUCCUAGGAUUUUCCAACUUUUAAAGAAUGGUAUAAUUGCCCAUUUUUAACGCAUUUUUCCCUAAAAAGGUCACCUAGAAUUUUCGGGAACCUUUUUCCUGGUUUAAAUUUUUUCGAAAAGGUAAGUUUUGAUCCCUAUAAUGUUCGGAACACUAGUCAAGGCUCUCAGCUAGGAAAUCGGGACAGAUGAAAUAUUUUUAAGAGAUAAAAAUAUGCCUAUAUCUACUGUUUAAAUACUAAACACGCUUAACAAUGCUAUGUUUAAGUGGUUUUGAACUAUAUCCUCGUUGGGUGCCCCUAGUUCUCUCAUGUAAUCUUUCGAAAUACGUUAUUUACAUGUUUCAGUCAUCACUUGAGAACUUUAUCUGAUCGUAUGUGGCUGCAAAUAUGACCAGGUUAUUGGUUUACUUACUAGAGAACUACAUUCAUUUGGCGUCCCUUGGAGCACGAGUAGCGGAAUUUUAAAUUAUUUAUGUCCCUUCCAUAUUCAUCAUUUGUUUCAAACUUACAAAACUGUUAGGAGUUCACGAUCAUCAACCAUGAACUUGUUAAUUAAUGACACUCAGAUCAAGGCUAAAAUUUUAUCGGGCGAUAAUGCUUUUUUCGUUUUGUCCCUAAACUUUGCAAUGAUUCUCCAUAGCAUAUAGAAUGUAAAAUGGAGUUUGAAUAUUCGUUCCUCUGAGAGCAAUCUUAGUGAAAGCUUUAAAAACCUUUAAGCGUUAUUUUUAUUUCGUAGUUUUGUUCAACAAUUUUUUUUUAUUUUUUAAUGUUACGAGUUACUGCUUUCUAGUCGUUUAAGUUGAAAACAUUUAUUGUAAAGCGCCUUGGAGCUUGAUGAUGAUAAUGAUGAUGAUGACAGUGAGCCGAAAACCCUUCAUGAAACCCAUCUACAAAAGCAUACUAGGAUGUCCCUGUCUAUGCAGAGUCAGUGGAAGUGAGCCAAUUGGAUAGAUAGGUUAGGAUUACAAAAUUAAUGUACACUCAAGGAACUCAAAGAAAGUCAUAUUAUUGGAGAUGAAGAGACCCUGGGUCGAGAAUAGGGAAGCAAUUAAAGAACACAAAACGUGGCGUCUAGAAUUAAAGAAACAAGUUUCCGGACUAAAAGAUCAUCCAGCAUUACAUCAUGUUACAUGUCGUGCUUGGUGAUCGCUAGAUAAAGAGAACUAACGGUUUUUCUUUGAGACUUCGUUUUAUCUACGUCACUUAACUUAGGGAACCAAUUAUUUAACAAAUAGAUUUUUUCUCACGCAGAAAUUAGGACCUGAGCCAUUGACUGUGUUUUAUUUUCAUAGGUUAAGUGUACUUUCAUUUUAAUUAGUUCUUUUUAUCUUUACAUCUGGUUUUAGUUGUUUAGUACUAACUGAUAUCGUGUAGCAUUUACGUAGGUCACGGUUACUGGAUUUUUUUUCAAUGUCUUUCUUUUUCUUCAGAAAAUGCCACGGAGGAGGAAAAACGGCAGUUAGUUCGGGAAAUUGAGCUGAUGAAGGAAGUCGGAACACACCGUAAUAUUGUGAGCAUGCUCGGGUACUGGAUCCAAUCACAUCCCAUCAUGUUAAUCAUGGAAUAUGUUCCAAACGGAGAUCUUCUUCAGUGGCUCAGAAACAAAAGGCAACAGGUAUCAUUACUUUAUCAGCUUUUUUGCCCUUUGUUGAAAAAAUACCUGCUCUCCAUUCGAAAUAGUGCUGCGUACAGGUAUUAUUUAUAGAACUCAAACUCAGACAAACAAAUUCCUUAUUUCUGUUUGUUUUUUUGCCAUUAAAAUGUCAAGUUUCUCUGACUUUUCUCUGACGUCAUUAGUAUCCUGUGCUGCACUUUAAUUUUCUAAUGAUCAUCCUGCUGCGUGUGUUUUUUUCUUACAUUGUGUGGUCUCUUAAGGAGCUUUAAGGCAGAAGGAAAAUCCUCUAUCUCAUCACACGUCUAAGAACCAUCGUCUUCGUUAAAAAUAAUAAGAUGCUAACCAACUUGAUAUGAGAAUUUGUACAUGUUACCUAUAAUUUAAGUUCUCAAAGACAGAGGUUCACUUAAAAAUGUAGGUAUAAAUGCAACCGGACAUUUGUAUUUUCCCAAACGCGGUUUAUACAGCCAGAGUGUUUAGAUGCUAUUCAUGUAUUCGUUAAACAAAGAUCGGUAAAUACACAAAAAUAUGUGUUCAUAAAGUCAGUAAAGUUAAGCUUGCCCCGGUAGGAUCAGUUAAGGUUUCCGGGAAACUAAGCCACAUUUUACCUAAGUGAGAAGGUAGUGUUGAUGUUGUCUUUGGGGAGGGGUAGGUUGUGAGAAAAGAAAAAAAACUUGAAGUUUUGAGCGUCUCCCCCAGGGGGUUAUCCCACCCGAUAGGAUGAGGAUCUCCAUCCUUAAAUAUGGUAUCCUUGUUGCCCUUAUUGGCGCAGUGUUGCCGAUAGGGUACCGUUAUUCUAUCAGGUAAAAUUCACAUGCGUUAAUGCCCAACACACGAGAAAUAACUAAUAGAUCUGUUAAAACUGAACUUUACCGUAGAGCUGAUUAGGAGCGCGAUUUAAGGAAGUUUUUUUCUGUUUCCAUUAAAUCUUAGGUUUUGUUUUUCUCUUGAACUGGGCCUCAUUUUCCACGUUUGGGUCUUGAAUAGGAUAUUGAUUUUCGCUUGUCUCAUCUACUCAAAAUUUUUUAGAGUACCCCCCCCCCCCCCCCCAGGUGGGCCUUAACCUUUUCUGGUCAGAAUGAAUCACGGGAUUACUAAUAGUGGAGCUACGCUAUUGUUUGAGCAUGGUAACAAGACAAGAAUAGUUUACUUCAACGAACGCAUUUCAUUCUGGUAAUUUACUUAUUUUUUUAACAUUUUCCCAUGUAUUCACCGUAGUUGAGCUCCGACAUUUGUUAAACCGUUCUUGAUUCGAGCUGACAAAGGCCUUCCACUCAAAAUGCCCGUCAGCUUUUCGAUCCACGGUCUUUCAUUGGUGGCAAGAUGAGUUAUUCAAAUCAGUUGAUAACAUCAGAGUUUUUCUUUUUACCCUUCGACCGACGUAGUAGAAAAGUUUGUUUAAAAAGAACCAUCAAAAUAUUUUGGUGGAGAUAAUGAUUGUCCUUCCCGUAAGCCCUGUACGAGAUAUGAUGUCACAAGUGGCAUUAGGUCAAACCUAAUAUCAAGAAGCACACGUCGCGUUUUUGGGACUGUGUAUCUUAAAAUGUCAUAGAAAAUUGUAACAAAGCAGAAGAAAAGCUUUGUUUCUAUUGCAGUUUAAUCCAUUUGAAUUUUCCGUUGACGAUGUAAAGAAAGUUGGCCCAUAAGGUAUUCCAGGCUGGAUUUUUAGUUUAACGUCGCUUAAGUAAUCUUUCAAUUCACAUGGAUUCCUUUUAAAUGGGUAAAAAUAUUUCGGCUAACCAACUGAUAGUGUUGAAAUUGUUUCUGCUGACCAAACCGUUUCAUGAUCAGACGGAAUUCAUUUCAAUAUUUUUUUGCAGCUUACAAUGAAAACUAGUCGUCAGAGUGAUGUUGUUGAAAGGCUUAAACCUCCUGUUCCUGAGAGACCGAAAUUGGUGUCCAGGAGCCUGCAAAUAAAAGAUGUCCCGGAUGAAAACCUGAAAGAGGAGAACAGGGAAAUAAAUAAUGAAGAAAGUGGAAAAGACGGUGGUUACCAUUGCAGCGAGACGAAGAAAAUUAAAAUCGACCUGGACGACGUUGAAAGAGGAAUUCUAAUCAACGAUGCUCCUCGAUCUGAGAUGGAACCCCUGUGCUCAAACUUGGAAGACGAAGAUGACAAGGAGGAAGAAGAAAGUGACGAUGUCAACACAUCAUUUCUACAAAAUGAAGGGCGAAAGGGACCGGUUGCGUCGGUGAUGGUGUUACCUUCGAUCAGUAUUGCCCAUUUCUCCAAAGAAGAAGAGCUCACUCCUGCUGAGCCCUUAAGAAACGUCGAAGAAAAGAUCACCAUCGAGAAAGAAGAAAGCAGCUGUGAGGGCAAGGAAGAUGAUGAAGAAGACAUUUCUGGGAAAGAAGUCUUAUGUUAUGCGUGGCAGAUUGCUAAAGGAAUGGUAAGAACUUUUUCGACUGAAGAAUGCUUUGAGCAAUUUAGUCAUCGUUUGCAAAUAACAAGAAUCUGCCUCUUCCCCGUAUCAAUACUUUAAUACAAGUUUUUCUGCGUCUGCAAAUAUAUGCUAUUCGUUCUUGAGACGGCAGAUUUUUCAAGCAUUCAAAUUUCUGCGUUAUUUAUAACAGACCAUAGUAGCGCUAACUACUAUCUUGCUGAAUUUUUCGUGAAACACAACACAUAUAAAAUUGAGCCGUUUGAUUUUAAAAAAGGUCAAAAACGAGAAGCCUAAAAAUCACAUGGAGCCGUUGUGAAGGCACCUAUUGAAAAAUCAAGUCUGUUCGUAUUUUCAAAAAGGUGUCUAACGAAUUCAGCCAUAUGACCGGAAUAAGGCUAAACUAUCAGUUAUUUCAUUUGAAUCGUACGAGCCUGAUAUACAGGGAUGUAGCCAGCUUUUCGACUAGUUGUAGGCCUGGCUGCCUUUCCACAUAUCCUGAAAAUUGUACGCAUGUCCAGUACGCAAUGACCUCACCAACACUUUGAGCUGUUAUGUUUUUUAAGCUCGCCCCAACAACGCAUAACUUAUUACAAGCGGUAGAGUGAUCCAAUCAACAAUUUGAAGGCCCGGGUCUACAGGACUAUGGGCUGGCUACGCCCCUGACAUUCAUGACAGAACAGGAAAAGAAAGCAAAAAGGAGAGGAAAAGAAAAGAAGGGAAGUAGAAAAAAGAAAAAGCAAUGGUUAAAUUUGUUUUCGGGACUGGAUGACUGAGCAGCAAGGACUAGAUAAAUCUUGACUCCUGUAAUCGGGAUCUUGGAGAGCACAAUACACGGUCUGCAAGUGGAACUGAUGGCUGAAAGGAUUGCUUUUCGCAAACGGCAACUAUGAUGGUAUUUGCUAACUAUUGUAAGCUCAAUUGAUAUAUCUGGUGGCUCUUCUGUAUAUUUGGCUUUUGGGUUUCGCAAAUAACACCCUCCCGGUGAUCCGCAUAACUCUGCCUCAUCCAAUAACUGCUGUUGUUUAUUCAUUAGUAUGAAUGAACAUUUUUAACGAAAAAAUCUGAUCUUUAAAUGAAUAAUGUUCACCAGGUAUGCCGUUUUGGGUGACCUCGAAAUAGAAAUCAGCAGUAUAGUAAGAAUCAAUAGGUUUUUUUUUUCUUUUUCGGGCGUGGCAGUCUAAGGAGGGCUUUAUUCCACUCACCCCAAGUCUCCCUGAAAAACAGCAUUUAAUUAAGUGUCAACAGGUGUCAACGGGCUUUCUUCCGCGAUUGAAAACAUAACUGAAAACCUUAUUUUUCAGCCAAUAUUCAUCCCUUCCAGUUAUCGAGGGUAAAAUUGUACGAAAGUGAUCUGAAGGGAAACAAAAAUUACUUCGAGUUAGCGGGAGUUUCGAGUUAUCGAGGGUUCGAGUUACCGAGGAUAAAUUACAGUAAAGGAAAUCCAGGGGAAACGGAUUCUGGUACGAGUUAGCACAAGGUUCGAGUUAGCAAGGGCUCGAGUUAUCCGGAGUCGAAUUUAGUUCACUUAGCUUGUUCAACUUUGACGGCUUUUUGUGCUGAAAAGUAUACGUCGCGGGGAUAUUGUAAACCAAUUCCUUAAUUUGUUUCUUCGUUUUCCAACAGCUGGGACGGAAAUCCUCCCUCCAUUCUUCAUGAAUAAGCCGAAGAUUACUUCCUCCCGCUUUCCGGACCGUUUGUCAGGCACAGCUUGCAGUAGCCUGUUUCAGGCUCUCGAUAGUAGGGGUGGCACCGGCAAAAAUAAGGCAAAAAAGCGUAAGGCACCGGCAAAAAAGUGUAAAGCACCGGCAAAAAUAUAAAAGCGUGAUCUAUGAAAAAGGGGCGGUGACGGGCUAUUUUUGAGCCUGGAACAGAUGUUUCAUUGCACUUGGUUGCUUUUCCGCCAAAUCGUUAAAUUAGGAGUUCGUUUACAACGAUAUCCCGAUUAAACUGCUAUCCCCCUACCAUAUCGUAAAAUCGAGCUUCCAUUUUAAUUUCAUAUUGGAAUCUGGUAACUGAAAAUUCUUUGAGAAAUAAUUUCGUUAUUUCUCUGCCAGGAAUACUUGGCCAGCAAAGGAUUCAUUCAUCGUGACCUGGCAGCCCGUAAUAUCCUACUUGGUGAGGACAGAGCGGUGAAGAUUGCUGAUUUUGGUUUGUUACGCCGCGCAAAUGAGAGUGGAAUAUACGAAGUUACGAGCGUACACAAGCUACCAAUGAAAUGGAUGGCACCUGAAGCGUUGGCAAGCGGCGUUUUUACUUUCAAGACUGACGUGUGAGUAUAUGUUAACGAGGUCACAGUUAGGCCAAGCUUAGCCUUCCUGUGAUGCAGUGUGAAGUUGAGGUUUUAGAUAACAUAGACCCUGCAAUGUACUGUUUAGAACUGUCUUGAAAAAAAAAGAGCGCAGUUUUGAUCAUGACACUGUCUACAGUAGCGGUUAUCACUCUAUCUCUAAAGAAAUACUCAAGUGUUUGGAAAACAUUAGCCUGUUCCAGACGUGAAACUUGAAAGUAAGAUAUAUAAACAGAAACUUUGAGCCGAUGAAGUUAACCAGAGACCAUCUUGGAUCCUAGAUUCCAGGCUCCACAUCCCGCAUUCCAGAUACUAGAUUCCGGAUUACAGCUCAGUGUAUUCCAGAUUUCAAAAGGCCUAGAUUCCAGAAUUUCAUAGUUAGCUGGAUUUCGGAUUCCAAAGUCCAUGAAUCCAAGCAAAAAUUUCCUGGAUUACCAUCCAUGGGGCGAGAUAAACAAAAUUGAUAUUUCUAUGAAGUUAAUUCUUGCAAUUUCUUUAUCUGCUUCCUUUUAUUGCAGAUGGUCUUUUGGAGUUGUUUUGUGGGAACUAGCCACCAUGGGUAAGCUAGUUUUAUAAAUCUUUGUAUACUGAUGCUAGUAGAAUAAUACUCUAGUCAUUUUCCUAUACCAGAGGGAAUUGAGAGGAAUCUCCAAUGACAGUAAUUAGGGAAAAGCUGACUGUUCAGUUUUCGUAUAGCAGUCACGGGAGAAUCGAACCGCUUUAUAAAAGAAGCCAUUCUCGCGUAAUGUCGUGAUUGCUAAACAACUAGAAAAAAUAAUAGGCUAUCUUCCGGCGCUCUCCCAGCCGUCUUUACCGGGGAGUAGCGCAGGCUCAUAAUAAUCCAGCCUGUAACUUCAUACCCUUAACCACCACCUGAUCUGAUAUCACGUGUCACUUGGCGAAAUGAAUACUCAGUAAUGCUAAACUUGUACAUUACGUUAUUUUAAUCCCUCCUGGAGGUUGGUAAAUUGAUAAUACAUGAUGGUCAUUGAACUGAGUGGAGAGCAAUUUGGUCUGAAAUCAUACACCUGAUUUCGCGAGCGAGUUCGACUUGAGAUCGGAAGUAUGAUUUCAGACUAAAAUUGCACGACACGAAGUGAAAUUAUCACUUUAUUACAGCCAUUUUGAAAUCGCAGAAUUCAAUCCGUACCAACAGUGAUUGGCCGUGGCACCAGACAAGUUAGCUCCUUAUCCCCCAUACUCGUUAACAUAUAUUCUGAAGCCAUGCUAAGUGAUGCUUUAAGUGGCGUGAAUGAAGGUAUUCGAGUGGGAGGUCAUCUCAUUAAGACAGUGCGCUUUGCGAAUGAUCAAGCAACCUUAGCCAGUUCAGUUGAAGGUCUGCAACUUAUGAUGGGUAAAAUGCAGGAAAGCGCGGGGGAAUAUGAUAUGAAGAUCAAUGUUAAGAAGACUAAGGUGAAGAAAAUCUGAAAGAGGCCUGUUGAGGAAUUCACGAUCUUUCUUGAGGGUAAAGAAUUAAGUCAAGAAUCGUCGCACUUUAACUGCCUUGGGAGCCUCAUUACACAGGAUGGAUCCUGUGAAAAAUAAAUUAGACCGAGAAUAGCCCGAAAACGCGUUUACUAAGAAAAAAGAACGGCGGACAAAAGCCUUCACCGCGCUAGCCUUUGCCUGAAGAAGAGAAUUAUAAAGACUGUCAUCUGGGGUGCUCUCCUGAAUGGAGCCGAAUGAUAGACCUUAAAGAAAGAGGACGUGCGAAGGCUGGAGAGCUGUGGGAUGUGGCUUUGGAGAAAGGUUUUAAACAUAUAUUUGUCUGGCAAAGUCUGUAACGAAGAAGUAUUGAGGCGUGACGGUGAGGAGAGGGCCAUCAUAUCUGUUAGAGAGUCUGGCUUGGUCAAACCCUACGACAUGGUGAUCAUGUCCCAUUAGUUAUUGAGGGAAGAAUACCAGGAAAGAGACCACCUGAAAGACCUCGAGCGAGAAUGCUGGAUAAAGUGAAGGAUGGCAGCUCUUACGUAGCGGUCAAGAGGCGUGCCUUAGAUCGAGAACCAUAAGGAAGGGCUUGCCUAUGGGCAGAUCAAAUAGCCUGUUGAAAAGCGGAAACAAAAGGGCUUUUACAUCUCAUUUUGUAUUCGAAACAGAAAUGAUGCGAUAUAAAGCAAAGUGCGACGGUGCUACGUGGUUUAGAACAUAAAUAACGCGAUUUAGAACAGAUCUGAUUGUGUGAUUCGUAAAUAAGUCACACUACUGAGAGCGAAUCAGAUUUCAGGGAUCACCAGCGAUUUCAAAAUGAAAAAUUAGAAAAGCCUGAUAAUCUUUGAUCAGACAGCACUGAUCUUUAUUUUGUUAUUUUAGGGGGAACUCCAUACCAUGGAAUAACCCCUAUGCGGCUAUGCAGUUUACUUAAAUCUGGAUAUCGGAUGGAGAAACCCAACACGUGCAGCGAUGAAAUGUAAGUCAGAAUAGAAAUAAAAACAGACAUCUGAAUAGAGGGCACGAUGAAGAAAUUGUCAGCCUUUUCAAAGGAGUGGAAACUGCAGCGUGCCUCUUUCCUUUACGUUACCUCGUUCUAAAAAGAGCCUAUAGAACAUAAGUGUCUUCAAUAUUCAAAGUAAACGGAGACAUAUCUUUGUGUAGCGGUAUUUUAAACUAUGGCUUCCUUUUUCAACAGAUACAAAUUGACGAUGGACUGCUGGAAGGAGGAUCCAAAUGAACGACCCUCAUUCGUUCAACUAAUACCGAUACUGGAAGAGAUGAUGACAGAAGAUACCCCUUACUAUUGUUUCAGACUACUGGAUCAGAACCAGCCAUGUUACCGUGAGGCAUCUGCUAAUAACACCAGUAAAACUAGUACUUUUGAUACCAAGUUGUAA